This is a messenger RNA of Fulvia fulva, 882 nucleotides long. RefSeq lists its product as uncharacterized. Bases 1 to 882 code for a protein of 293 amino acids. Lineage: Eukaryota; Fungi; Ascomycota; Dothideomycetes; Mycosphaerellales; Mycosphaerellaceae. The transcript has a single exon. The record is from RefSeq and is a predicted model, not a curated record.
AUGUCUGUGUAUAAGUCAGCGCCUGGCUCUCACGCCACCAAGCAUGGAGCAAACAACAUGUCGAGUCCGAACAGUGGCUACGACCAUGACCACCGUAGUACAUCAAGGCGAGGCUCGAUUCAGACAACAUCUCUUGAUCUGAGCGAGGACGAUGAUGCAUUGUGGACCCGGCGGCCGUUACUCAGGAUUCCAACUGAGGACGCCGAAGCGUUUGUGCAACGUCGCUAUCUGGACAGCUCGCAGAGAUACGACGAUGUUGAGAAUGAUGGCUUCCAAGCUACGAACGCCAGUCGACACACUGUUCACGUACCAGAACCAGCCGAAGGCGACACAGAGGGUAAUCGUGCCAUCGACAGCCUCCAGGACGCACACAUAAUGGAUGUUUUCAACGCUUAUGAACAGCAAGGCUUAGGUCGAGUGGUGUACUGUAUGUGGUGCGGCGUUGGAGACGGUGUCGCGCAUAAGGUGGAUUGCAGAUACCUUCAUCAUCUGUUCACCCAGCGAGGCUUUCUUCGAUCCAAUAAAGACACCGAAGCACCCACAUUGCCGACACUGCUUCUCGAAGAAGGGCCGCCGUUUCCGGAUAUUCUGAACCCGAAUGUCGCUAUUGAUCCACAUAACUUGUUGAUCAGCCAUUCGCCGAACACCGGCCAGCUUGACAAAGAUGGCGAUCAAGAUGGUGCUGGUGCUGCGAGCAUUGAUGGCGAGGAAUUUGACGGGCUUUACGACGUGGCUGCAACGGCUAUACUCUCACAGCUCGACUCAUACCAACCACCGCAAUUACCAUCAAUGCGAGGCGGCGUGGCACACAUGCUACCUCCGAUCGUAGGAUUCUCUGCCACUGCUGGACCAACACGUGAACCACAUCACCAUAGACGAUGA